Mercenaria mercenaria is the source of this 2938-nucleotide messenger RNA. RefSeq lists its product as uncharacterized. Gene Ontology annotation, molecular function: zinc ion binding; ubiquitin-protein transferase activity; protein binding. Gene Ontology annotation, cellular component: nucleoplasm; chromatin. Gene Ontology annotation, biological process: positive regulation of DNA-templated transcription. The record is from RefSeq and is a predicted model, not a curated record. The transcript has 2 exons. Bases 213 to 1877 code for a protein of 554 amino acids. Lineage: Eukaryota; Metazoa; Mollusca; Bivalvia; Venerida; Veneridae.
GUGACGUCACUCAUUAUGUCUGACCUCGCCAGUGCGACAGUAUGCAAGUAGCGUAGUGCACACAAUGCGAGCUUUAUUGAAUUUUCUUAUCUUCAUUAGCCUAUAAAACUGUUUUCAUAGAAAAGGAAGUAAGUUGAUCAAUGCAAUAUUUGAGCAGAUAUAAAUCUUAAAUCCUGUCGUGAGAAAGAAAUAAAAUUGAUAACUGGAUAAAAAUGGCGGCUAAAGGUGGUGACAAUGCAUCGCCAUCGGAUGAAAUAAUAGACACCAAAUGCUCUGUGUGUGCUGGGAAAAAUAUAACGCGAGAAGCUGAAAAAUACUGUGUAGAAUGUCAAGACUUUUACUGUAUACCAUGUACAGACACGCACAAAGCUUUUCCAGCAUUGAGAGCACACAAAUUGCUGGAUAAAGCAGAUUUCUGUACACGUGGUCUACGAUCAUCUUUACCGUCUUUACCAACAGAGAGAUGCCAUAUUCAUAAAGCCAAACUUUUGGAAUUGUUCUGUAAAAACCAUGAUGAGGUUGUCUGCGCCACUUGUGUUGCUAUCAAUCACAGAACAUGCCGAGAUAUACACUCCAUUCCGGAUGAAGUUGACAAUCUAUACAAACAAUCAGCUUCUGAUCAAAUCAAGAAACAACUCCUUGCAUCAAAGAAAGCUAUAGAUGAUAUAAAGAAAGCCAAACAACAACACCUCAGUGACCUAAAAGAACAAAAGCAGAGAGCAACUGAUUCUAUCAAAAUCUACAGCAAAGAACUGGAGGCUGAGCUCAAGAGACUUGAAACUGAAUCACUCAAAGAAGUUGAUGUACAGUACAAAAGUAUGGAAAUAGAUCUUCUGAAUGAGAUCAAGGAAGCAGAGAAACAUAUUGAUAACUUGGAACAGUCUGGUGCCAAGCUGCAAAAGUCCAACGGAAAUAAAGCCCAAGAAUUUGUCUGUGUCAAAACUGCUCAGAGAAAUAUUCUUACAGUUAAACGUUCCACAAGUAAAAAACAAACAGAAGUGAAAAUAUUUUUUUCUACAGAUAUGAAAAUAAAAAACUACCUAAAACAAUUAAAGGCAUUAGGUCAGGUUGCAACUUGCAAGCCAAGAUCAACAGCAUACAAAGUGAAACAACAGAGGAAUAUUAAUAUUACGCUUAAAAAAGACAAAAAUACAUGUAGAAUACUUGGAUCCUGUUAUAUUGAGGAUGGUUCCUUGCUACUUGCUGACUGGAAUAAUAACAAGUUGAAACGUCUUGAUGUCUCUACUGAUAACAUCAUAGACCAUCUACACCUGAAGGCACCUAUUGCUGUAUGUCUAACCAGGAAAAAAGAAGCUGCAGUAAGUCUCUGCAACAAUUCCAUACAGUUUGUAUCACUAGGAGACAAGAUGACAACAACAAGGAAGCUGAAGAUGGAUCAUUUAUGUUCUUGUUUGGCUUUCAAUGAUGGGAUAUUGUAUAUAUCUGAUGAAGACAAAACAGUUUAUAUUCAUGAUAUAAAUGGUGUCAUGUUACAUAAAAUGACAAAUGACAAAUCAGGCAAAUCCAUUUUCAGUGACACUAGACGUAUUAGUGUGAGUACAAACAGAGACUGUGUGUAUGUGGCUGAUUUCAACAAAGGUUUGAUAACUCUAGACACGCAGGGAAAUUAUCUAUCAACAUUUACUGAUCCUGAUUUAGUUUGUCCCCGGGGAGUAUGUACUGAUAAGAGAGGAAACAUACUGGUCUGUGGAUGGGGGUCAUCAAAUAUUGUCCAGAUCAGUGAGGAUUCAAAAACAACGUUAGGCAUCAUCAAAACAAAAAAACAUCCGUUAUCAAUCAGCUUUGAUCCUCGCCGGAACACACUAGCUGUAACUAAUGAUACAAUCAAUAUUGUAAAUGUCUAUGAGCUGGAGUAAGAUACAUACAUCACAACACUGAAUGAUCCCAUACUUAUUUCACAUAACUUUUAAGUCACAACGACAAAAUACAAGUCAUGAUAUAUUAUGCUUUUCAUAAAUCACAGAUAACUCAUUACUUAUAGCAAAACAAACACAUAAUUUAUAGUAAAACCUAAAAUAACUUCAACAAACAAGGGGGCCAUGAUGGCCCCAUAUCGCUCACCAGAGUUGAUCUGGCCUACUGGACCUAGUUUUUGACCCACGUGCCCCAGUUUCAAAUUGCUCAAGUUGAGCUAUUGUGACUGGUCAUUGUAAAUGUCAUACUUCUGUCUCUCACCUUUACUUCUAUAUUAUAAAGAAUACAUUUAAUUAACUGAUAAUACCUUAAAUAAUCUGUAGUUUCCGAAUAAGAUAUUUAAAGUUUUCGAAGGAACAGAAACUAUUUGUCCUACAGUAAAAAUGCUGCUUAUAUUAGAAUCGUUUCAAAAGGUUCAGUUUUCAAAAAUUUGCGACUUUCUUUCAGGCCUUUCUGAUAAUCGGUUAGACGAAACAAUACGCAGAUCUAAACGUCCAAUUUGGCUAUUCAUAAGAUUUGUUCCCAUAUGAACUUGAAGAGAUAUGUACUGUAGUGUAGUUCAGAUGAUAACAAUUAAGACUGGAAACUUUCCUUUAUUUUGAAUGCUGCAUUAGACUGUUGCAAUUCUAGUUUAUAAAGUGUUGUCCUCUGAUACAUCUUUCAUUUCGAUUCGAUAAGGCGUAUUAAAAUGGACUUUUCAACUACUUGAUGUUGCAGCUAAUAUAUCUAUAUAAAAAUGGUUAAAAAAGUAUUUUAUUUCGAUCAAUUGAGUUUCCUUCUAUAUUAAGUAACACGUGACAUAUAAGGAAUUAUUUUCAUCGUUCAGUUGUAUGUAAAUGCUCUGAAAAUUUUGUUAAAGGUGAAAUGUUAUGGAUGUACAUAUGUAUAAUUUGUUUCAUUCAAGUAUUUUAUGAUGCUGUAUUGUAUUAUAUGUAUCAUAUUUUGAUAGCUCUCCUAAAUAUCUAUCUAUCUUUUCAAUAAACAUUAUCUUUCUUUAUAAUUU